AUGGAAUGCAAUAAAGAGGAUGCCAUGAAGGCUAAAGAGCUUGCUGAGAAGAAGAUUUUAGAGAUAGAUCUUGCUGCAACUAUCGAGGUUUAUGUCUCUGCUGAAAGAAGAAUAAAUGGGGAAGUUGAUUGGUAUAGGGUUCUUGGAGUGGACCCAAUGGUUGAUGAUGAAACUAUUCGAAGACAUUACAGGAAACUGUGCAGUUCAUCAUGCACGCAUGAAGAAACACCGUAUGGGAAGCCUUCUGUACCAGCUGGUGGAAAUGGUUUCUAUAAUUCCUUCCAUAGUGCUAAUUGGAGAGAUCGAGACCCUAGGAGUUUUGCUCAUCCCAAUCCUCCUCAUAUACCUCCUGUGACCCCAAAGCAAACAUUUUGGACCAUGUGCAGUUUUUGCAGGGCACAGUUUGAGUACCCUUCAGCCUAUCUUAACUGCAAUCUUGCAUACAUGUUCUGUCGUAGGCUCUUUGUAGCUAUUGAGGUACCGACCCCAUCUAUACACAGUAAUACUUCAUCCACCUCAACAGGAAGAAUAAAGAAAACUCCUGCCAAGAACUUAUCAAAAAGACUGCAUAGAUCGAGUCCUUUCUCCUUGCCAAGUGGUAUUUCUAGUGUACCAACACCAACUUCAUUUUCUGGCACAGUUUCUAAUGGUCUCAGGGUAUCAUCUCAGAAUUUGAAGAGAGGGCGUGAGGAUAAAACACCUCCUGUCGUGAUGGAGGAGGCCUAUUGUGGGAAAACUCAAGCUGUUAAUACAUCCGAUGCUGGUUCAGCUUUUCAAUCCUCUUGUUUUGGCUCCAAUUCCAUUCUAAAAAGAGACAGGCCAAGGAAAAAAAAAGGCACAUAG
This is a messenger RNA of Prosopis cineraria, 843 nucleotides long. RefSeq lists its product as uncharacterized. The coding region runs from base 1 to 843 and encodes 280 amino acids. Lineage: Eukaryota; Viridiplantae; Streptophyta; Magnoliopsida; Fabales; Fabaceae. The record is from RefSeq and is a predicted model, not a curated record. The transcript has 3 exons.